AUGUUGUCGUUGCAGAGUGAUCCGCGGCAGUAUAGCAAUAAUAAUCAGCAAGUGCAGCUCCGGCAGCAGCAUCAUCAGCAUCAGCAGCAGCAAUUGUUGCAGCAAGUGGCUGGAGUUUUGAAUUAUAAUAACAAUAAUAGCAGUAAUAAUAUUGUUAAUAAUUCUGGCGAUAAUCAUAAUAAUGGCGUUGGUGGUGAUCGGAGGAGCGAUCUGGCGUUUUCGUAUAAUCAUAAUGAAUCUGUUGGUGUUCUACCGUCCUCCGUCAAUGUUAAGCAGGAGUUUUUGUCUCGCGAAGUAGAUGAAGAUAUGGUCUUGGCGAUGGCUCAUCAAAAUUACAAAGCAGGGAACUAUAAGCUUGCUUUAGAGCAAAGCAAGGCUGUUUAUGAAAGAAACCCACGCCGUACUGAUAAUCUUCUUCUACUGGGAGCUGUAUAUUAUCAGCUUCAUGAUUUUGAAGAGUGCAUUAAAAAGAAUCAGGAAGCUAUUGCUAUAGAUCCACAUUUUGCGGAGUGUUAUGGUAACAUGGCGAACGCUUUGAAGGAGAAAGGCAACAUUGAUCUUGCAGUUCAGUAUUAUUUAGUUGCAAUUGAGCUUCGACCUAGUUUUGCGGAUGCUUGGUCAAACCUAGCUAGUGCAUACAUGAGAAAAGGAAGACUUAAUGAAGCAACCCAGUGUUGCCGUCAGGCUCUUGCAUUGAAUCAUCGUCUUGUCGAUGCUCAUAGUAACCUGGGAAAUCUAAUGAAAGCACAAGGAUUGGUGCAGGAGGCAUACAAGUGCUAUUUUGAGGCUCUCCGAAUACAGCCAACUUUUGCUAUUGCAUGGUCCAAUCUUGCUGGCCUUUUCAUGGAGGCUGGCGAUCUGAAUAGAGCUUUGCAGUAUUACAAGGAAGCAGUCAAGCUGAAACCAAAUUUUGCUGAUGCUUAUUUGAAUUUGGGUAACGUGUACAAGGCUUUGGGGAUGCCUCAGGAUGCAAUGAUGUGUUAUCAGCAUGCUCUGCAAGCCCGACCAGAUUAUCCUAUGGCCUAUGGCAACCUGGCUAGUGUUUACUAUGAGCAAGGCAACCUUGAUAUGGCUAUCGUCCAUUAUAACCGAGCUAUUGCUUGUGAUAGUGGAUUCUUGGAGGCGUAUAAUAACUUGGGCAAUGCUCUGAAAGAUGCAGGAAGAGUAGAAGAAGCAAUCCAGUGCUAUCGCCAAUGCCUUUCUCUCCAUCCCACCCAUCCUCAAGCACUCACAAACCUUGGGAAUAUAUAUAUGGAGUGGAACAUGAUGGGUGCGGCUGCACAAUGCUACAAGGCUACAAUAACUGUGACGACAGGACUUUCUGCACCUUAUAACAAUUUAGCAAUCAUUCACAAGCAGCAGGGUAAUUAUGUGGAGGCAAUAUCUUGCUACAAUGAUGUUCUGAGAAUUGAUCCUAUGGCGGCUGACGGUCUUGUCAAUCGUGGUAAUACUUACAAGGAGAUCGGAAGAGUUUCUGAAGCUAUACAGGAUUAUGUACGAGCUAUCAGUAUUAGGCCUACAAUGGCCGAGGCUCACGCAAACUUGGCUUCAGCUUACAAGGACAGUUGUCACGUGGAGGCAGCCAUCAAGAGUUACAAGCAGGCAUUAAUAUUACGCCCAGAUUUUCCUGAAGCAACCUGUAAUCUUCUCCACACUUUGCAGUGUGUUUGUGAUUGGGAUAAUCGAGAGAGAACAUUCAUUGAAGUUGAAGCCAUACUGCGAAGACAGAUAAAGAUGUCAGUAAUUCCAAGUGUGCAGCCUUUCCAUGCAAUUGCCUAUCCCCUUGAUCCAAUGCUUGCUUUGGAUAUCAGCCGGAAGUAUGCUGCACAUUGUUCAGUGGUUGCAGCUCGUUAUUCACUUCCUCCAUUCAAACAUCCUGCUCCAUUACCCGUAAAAGGGGGAGGUAGAGUUGGCCGUUUAAGAGUUGGAUAUGUGAGCAGUGACUUUGGGAACCAUCCCUUGUCACACCUCAUGGGUUCUGUAUUUGGCAUGCACGACAGGGAUAAUGUAGAGGUGUUUUGCUAUGCUUUAAGUCCUAAUGAUGGGACUGAAUGGAGGUUGCGAAUCCAGUCGGAAACUGAAAAUUUUAAGGAUGUGUCUUCCUUGUCUUCUGAUAUGAUUGCCAAUUUGAUUAAUGAUGACCAAAUACAAAUCCUGAUUAACCUUAAUGGAUAUACUAAGGGGGCACGGAAUGAAAUAUUUGCCAUGCAACCAGCUCCCAUCCAAGUUUCAUACAUGGGGUUUCCUGGGACUACGGGAGCAAGCUAUAUACAUUAUCUGGUCACAGAUGAGUUUGUUUCGCCUAUGCGUUAUUCACACAUUUAUUCCGAGAAUCUUGUCCACCUGCCGCAUUGCUAUUUUGUAAAUGAUUAUAAGCAGAAAAACUUGGAUGUUCUAGAUGCAACUUCUCAACCAAAGAGGUCGGAUUAUGGCCUACCAGAAGACAAAUUCAUAUUUGGUUGCUUUAACCAGCUUUACAAGAUGGAUCCUGAAAUUUUCACAACUUGGUGCAACAUUCUCAAACGUGUACCAAACAGUGCUCUCUGGCUACUGAGGUUUCCAGCCGCAGGCGAGAUGAGGCUCCGUGCAUAUGCCGCUGCCCAAGGAGUGCAACCAGACCAGAUCAUUUUUACUGAUAUUGCUAUGAAACAGGAACACAUUCGACGCAGUUCCUUAGCUGACCUUUUCCUUGAUACGCCAUUGUGCAAUGCUCACACAACUGGGACUGAUGUUCUUUGGGCUGGUUUGCCCAUGGUAACUCUCCCCCUGGAGAAAAUGGCAACCAGAGUUGCUGGAUCAUUAUGUUUGGCUACUGGUGUCGGCGAGGAAAUGAUUGUGAACAGCAUGAAAGAGUACGAGGAGAAAGCUGUGUCACUUGCUCUUAACCGACCUAAGCUCAAGGAUCUUACCGAAAGACUCAAAGCUGCACGUAUGACGUGUCCUCUAUUUGAUACCAAAAGAUGGGUUCGGAAUUUGGAACAUAAUUUAUUGGUUGCUGUCUUGGCUGAUGCAGAGGAUAAGCAAACCGGAAGCGAGUUGGUGCGGAUUUGGCUGGAAGAUGUUGAAAGUCUGGCUUUUGAGAUUGACAACAUUUUCAGCGAGAUCAAGUACGAGACUCUUCGUCAAGAGGUGAAAUCCAUGAACAAAUCCAAGUUGGGAAAGGUAAGUUUGCCCUUUUCCUCUGCUACACAUGAUAUUUCAUUUCGUCUAAGUAUGAGUUCUAAGAUUAGAGAAGUCAACAAGAAGUUGAUUAGCUGCAAUCUGAAAGCCUCGGAGUUUGGAUUAAUCAGAAAUGCAUUGCUCCAUUCAUCAGCUUCAACUAGUAGCAAUAAUAUUGCUAAAUUCCUUGAAAACAGAGAAAGCAACUCUGUUUUGCCAGAGUUUAUAGCAGGAAGAUCCAAAGAAGAAUCUGAAAUUGUGGCGAUUCUGUUGGACUCAUCUGAUCAAGUUGCUGUUACCGUUCUUCCCAUUGUUGGAAUGGGUGGAUUAGGUAAAACCACUUUGGCAAAAUCAGUGUACAACAACCCACAAAUUGUCAAUCACUUUUCUAAAAGAAUUUGGAUUUGUGUGUCGGAGAAUUUUAAAGUAACGGAGCUGUUCAGAUUGAUUUUCGAGUCACUAAGAGGAGGACAGGUUAUGAUGUCUAGUCAGGAGGCUAUAGUUAAACAGAUUCGGACAGAACUACGCAGGGAAAAAUUUCUCUUAGUUAUCGACGACAUUUGGAAUGAGGAUCCCGAGUUGUGGGAAGCCUUCUUUGGUUCUUUGGUAGGGAUUAGCACCCGCAAUGGAAGCUGCUGUCUAUUGACUACUCGUCUAUGGACAACAGCCCGUCUCGCGUCUCCCAGUGAUCCUUAUGUUCUGAGAAAGCUGAAAGAUGAUGAUUGUUGGUCUAUUCUUUCUCAGAAGGCAACCUUUGAUGGAAAAAUGCCAGAGGAAUUGGAUGUCCAUAGGAACCAAAUCUUGAGGAGAUGCGGAGGAUUACCUCUAGCUGCAAAAGUCAUUGGAGGGCUGCUUCGUUUGCAAAACAAAGAGGAUUGGCUUUCAAUUGUGGAAUCUAAGAUUCUGAAGCUUGACGGUAAUCAUGAAGGUGACAAUGGCAUUAUGCAAGUACUCAAGUUGAGCUUUGACUACCUGCCAUCUGUAUCAAUCAAGAGAUGUUUCGCUUAUCUAUCAAUAUUUCUGAAAGAUGUCGGAAUGAUAGGAGAUGAACUCAUCCAACUUUGGAUGGCAGAGGGUUUUCUUGAUGAACCGGAUGUGGGAACAGAAACGUUAACAUUGGAGGAAAUAGGCGGUAACUAUCUUAGAAUUUUGGUGCAGAGUUCCUUGUUGGAGGAAUCAGCUUAUGAUGUUAACACAGGCCAAGAUUAUAAAAUGCAUGAUCUUGUUCAUGACCUUGCAGAACUAGUUUCCAAGACAAAAGUAUCUAUAUUGAAUAAUCAUGUGUUAAUGGUUAAGAACAAUAAGGGGCGGUAUCUUGCACUAGGCUCAGUUGAAAGAGCGAAGGAACCGAUUAACAAACAAAUUGUUCGAACAUUGUUUGUGAAUGAUGGCAUAUCUGGAGAAGUGUUGUCAAAAUUUAAGCACCUGCGGGUGCUGAAAUUUCCAAAUGGAAUGAAACAUUGUUUGCUCUCCCUUCACAAAUUGAAACAUCUAUGCUUUCUUGAUAUUACACAUCCCAACGUGAAGGUGUUGCCCGAAUCUCUUUGCAAGCUUUAUAAUCUCCAGACAUUGUUCUUAGGUCACAGUAAUAAGUUGCAAGGUCUUCCGCGAGGGAUGAAAAAUUUAAUCAGUUUGAGGCAUCUUUACUAUUUCACAUCUGAUGAAAAGUUUCAAAUGCCGAAAGAGUUGGGAAGGUUAACAAGUCUUCAGACUCUAGAGUUCUUCAACAUAGGAGAAACUAAGGGUUGUCGAAUCAAAGAACUCGGAUGCAUGAAAAAUCUCAAAGGUAGUCUUGAGAUACGCAAUCUGGAAUUGGUAAAGGGUAAACAAGAAGCACAAUCGGCAAAUUUGGCUGAGAAGAAAAAUUUGAUUAGGUUAAGCUUGGAUUGGAACAGCACAAACCGUCAUGGGGCUGACAAUUAUGAUGAGCAUGUGUUGGAAGGCCUCAAACCUCACCCAAAAUUACAACACUUUACUGUUAGGGGGUUUAUGGGUAAUAAGUUCCCGGACUGGCUAGGGAAGUUGUCGCGGCUGGUCGAAUUGCGAUUGAGCAAUUGCGAUAAUUGCACUCGACUUACAUCACUUGGAAAUCUGCCCUAUGUGGUUAAUAUUCCUCUCACUUCUCUUAAAAACCUUGCCAUUUCAAGAUGUGAUGAAUUGACUAGUAUUCCGAGUGGAACCCUAGAAGGAUGCAGAUCUCUUGAGUGUAUUCGCGUUACCGAGUGUCCAAAUUUGGUGUCAUACCCGCUUGAUUUGCAGCAGAUACCUUCUCUUUCAGUUCUUGACAUUCGCCCAAAAUUAUUCACUCAAAAGGAUAUGCCCAGAGGAUUCAGUCACCUCACCAACUUGGAGGAAUUGUGGAUUGGUUCUUUCUCAGACGAUUCAAUUGAUUUAUUCGACUGGCAAGGAUUGUUAUCCUGUUCAUCCACACUCAGAACCCUACAUUUAUCUCCGAAACUUCACUUUCUUAACAAGUUUAGGUCUUAUGGAUUUUGGAUUUUAGAAAGUGUACCUGAAUGGUUGGGCGACUUUGUUUCCCUGGAGAGCCUCUGCCUAAUGAACUGUCCAAAACUUCACCAUUUACCCUCCUUGGAUGCCAUGCGACGCCUAACCAAAUUAAGAUCGUUGGUGCUUUGGGGUUGUCCUCUUGUACGAGAAGCAUUUAAUUGUCCAAAACUUCAAAAGAAGAUUGUGCUUAAAGGGUUCAGUGGCCACACCAGCUUAAAGGAAUUGUCGAUUGGUCCUUUCUCAAACGAUACGAUUGAAUUAUUUGACUGGCAAGGACAGUUAUCCUGUUCAUCCACACUCAUGAAGCUGUCUUUAUCUGGGUCGCUUGAAAUGCAGACUCCGCUGCUGCCGGAUCAGCUCCAAAACUUCACUUUCUUAACAAGUUUAACUCUUGCGCGUUAUGGCUUUUUGGAAAGGUUACCUGAAUGGUUGGGCAGCUUAGUUUCUCUGGAAGACCUUCAUCUCAGCAACUGUCCGAAGCUUGAAUUUUUGCCCUCCUUGGAUGCCAUGCGACGCCUAACGAAAUUAAAAUGGGUCUACGCUUGUACUAUUCUGAAUGAAGCAUUCCACCGUGACAAGAACAGCCCCGACUCAUACUGGUCCAGCUUAGGCGGCAUGACCACACAGUUAUUCGUUUGGAUCCGAGUUGAAACUGGGAAAAUUUGCACGAUUAAGAACACAAUUCUUGCUAAAUGGAACCGUCGCAAUUUCUGGAGGGUUUCAGCUGUCCCAAGUGGAAACGGGAGGAAUUUUUGA
Oldenlandia corymbosa var. corymbosa is the source of this 6423-nucleotide messenger RNA. The record is from the annotation of a GenBank genome assembly. Lineage: Eukaryota; Viridiplantae; Streptophyta; Magnoliopsida; Gentianales; Rubiaceae.